This is a messenger RNA of Rhodotorula toruloides NP11, 954 nucleotides long. Its product is annotated as alpha/beta fold family hydrolase. The record is from RefSeq and is a predicted model, not a curated record. Bases 1 to 954 code for a protein of 317 amino acids. NCBI's taxonomy places the organism in Eukaryota, Fungi, Basidiomycota, Microbotryomycetes, Sporidiobolales, Sporidiobolaceae. The transcript is spliced from 10 exons.
AUGCCCUACGUCGACCUGCCGUCGCGCAACUUGCGCCAGUACUAUGUCAUCAAUCCCGACUACAGCGCCGACAUGAGCAUGAGCAUCAAGACGCCUCCGCCGCCCUCUCGCGACUCUCUCGAUCCUGACAAGCCCAUCCUUGUCUUGACGCAUGCUGGCACCUCAUCCUCCAAUUCGUUCAUCCACCAGUUCCGGGAUCCUCGGCUUUCAAACGCACUCAACCUCGUCUGCUUCGACUCGCGAUACUAUGGGCGGACAGAAGGUCCACGAUUGGACCACUUCCAGGAUCUCGAGGAACGGGCGGACGAGUUGCUGGAUGCGAUUGAUGCGGUCGUAGGGGACAGGCCGUUCUCAUACCUCGGCGAGAGCUUUGUUGGCUCUCAUUGCGGCGCUUACAUCGCGGCGAAGCGGCCUCAGCAAGUCAAGGCUGUAAUUUUGAUUUCUCCGUCAUGGACUACCGACCCGCCCGAAAUGAUCGACAUCCUCGAGCGCGAAUGGGCUCCACUCGCAUCUGCAAACAAGUUCGGAAAGGGUGACGGCACAGGACGGAUACCAGACGAGGCGAUGGCUAUCGCGAGGGACUACUUCUUCAGCGGCUCGAACCUUGUUCCAGAUCGACAAGAAGGUUUCUUGCGGCAGUACCAAGAGACUCACGGCCCAGGCGAAGACCUGUUCAAGCUCCACCAGCUCAUGCACUGGUUCAAGCGGAGCGAACCGUCGAAGGAGGUGUUUUCCGCUGUGCGAUGUCCGGUACUCUUGCUCGGCGGGACGCUCGACACGCAAGUCAGCGGUUCGGACGCCCUUCAGCAGUGGUACGAUCUGCUAGUCAGCGUACCGGAAGCCGACAAGCGCAUCGAGCGGAUCGUCGACGGCCCGCACCUCCUCGCGACGACCAAUCCGAACAUCGUCAACCGCUUCGCCCUCGCUUUCCUCAAGCGAUACAACCUCGCCUGA